AUGUCAUGGUGGGAGCUCUAGUGGUAAAGUGUAAUGUCCACACAUGACACACGCAACUUCCACAAGGGUGGUGACCACCGCAUUGUCCACAUUAACAAUAGUAUUUAGGCUAUAGACAUUAUUAAGAAUUUGUAUUUUAGUUAAAAUAUUUCUAUCUAGUAUUAAAAGUAUUAAUUCGUUUUUGUUAUGUCUUCCAGAGCAAUGUGAAACGGUAGUUUGCCCUGUGGUGCCCAACACUAUAUCUUCAUUGACUAGCAAAAUGUCGGUACCCCAGAACAUGGCAUUGAACCAGCGAGGCUAUUUGCAGUGGCGAGUGUACAACGAGAGCGGUCAACGAGUGCUGUGCUACUCUGUGCUGGUGCAAACACAGAGCCCGUUGCAGAAACUUCUGAGACGAUUUGGACUACUGCGGAGGAAAAGACAUGCAUAGUUAAAAAAAUGGUAAAUUACAGGGUGAUUUUGUAAAAUUAAUAAACCCGCGAAUUACAUUUUAAAAUUUUAUUUUCGCGAAAAUUACCGCUUUUAAGAAUUAUUAAGAUAAAGUUGUAUUGUUAAAUUGGUCUAUAGAGCUUAUUAAAAAAACCGGAUACUGAUAACAAAAUCACCCUGUAUAUCAUCGAAACUGCUGCUGAUAACCUUAGAUUAAUUAAAGCUCUGGUAAAAAUAGUACCUAUCUAUGUCUACUGCUGUGACUUAAAAAUAUUUU
Molecule: messenger RNA, 706 nt
Organism: Ostrinia furnacalis (Asian corn borer)
Lineage: Eukaryota; Metazoa; Arthropoda; Insecta; Lepidoptera; Crambidae
Exons: 2
Coding region: 260-430 (56 amino acids)
Source: RefSeq, a predicted model, not a curated record